Messenger RNA from Hibiscus syriacus, 677 nucleotides. Its product is annotated as proteasome subunit alpha type-3-like. Gene Ontology annotation, biological process: ubiquitin-dependent protein catabolic process. Bases 47 to 373 code for a protein of 108 amino acids. NCBI's taxonomy places the organism in Eukaryota, Viridiplantae, Streptophyta, Magnoliopsida, Malvales, Malvaceae. The transcript is spliced from 5 exons. Gene Ontology annotation, cellular component: nucleus; proteasome core complex, alpha-subunit complex; proteasome core complex. The record is from RefSeq and is a predicted model, not a curated record.
CAAAUAUAUUUGGAGUGGAAAAAGAGGAGGAAGAAGAAGAAGCAAGAUGAGCAGAAUAGGAACUGGUUACGAUCUCUCCGUCACCACUUUCUCUCCUGACGGCAGCAUUUUCCAGAUCGAGUACGCCGCCAAAGCAGUCGACAACAGCGGAACUGUGAUUGGAAUAAAAUGUAAAGAUGGGAUCGUAAUGGGAGUUGAAAAGCUGAUAGCAUCAAAGAUGAUGUUGCCCGGUUCUAAUCGAAGAAUCCACUCCGUUCAUCACUAUUCCGGCAUGGCGGUGGCCGGAUUAGCGGCUGACGGCAGGCAAAUUGUGGCCCGUGCUAAAUCUGAAGCUACUAAUUACCAAAGGAUUUUCCUUUUGUUUUCCGUUUGAAAUAAAUUUCCACAGUUCAUAUUUAACUAUACCUGUUAUGUUUUUACUUUUUAUCUAAUUAAGGGUUUCAUUUGUUGGUGGUUCUGAAGUGUAUACGGUGAACCCAUUCCUGUCAAAGAACUUGCUGAACGUGUUACGAGUUAUGUGCAUUUAUGCACCCUUUACUGGUGGCUCAGGCCUUUUGGCUGUGGGAUAAGUCUCGGUGGUUAUGAGAUGGUCCCCAAUUAUAUAUGGUUGAACCGUCUGCCAUCUCCUAUCGAUACUUUGGUGCUGCAAUUGGGAAGGGAAAACAAGCUGCGAAAAC